Molecule: messenger RNA, 1878 nt
Organism: Nycticebus coucang (slow loris)
Lineage: Eukaryota; Metazoa; Chordata; Mammalia; Primates; Lorisidae
Gene: ZNF829
Product: zinc finger protein 829
Exons: 6
Coding region: 264-1499 (411 amino acids)
Biological process (GO): regulation of transcription by RNA polymerase II
Molecular function (GO): RNA polymerase II cis-regulatory region sequence-specific DNA binding; DNA-binding transcription factor activity, RNA polymerase II-specific
Source: RefSeq, a predicted model, not a curated record
CGCGUCUACGAGCCUCAGCUGGACGUUGGGAAUUGCUGGAGAGCCGUUUCGCUUGUGCAAAGUGAUGCGCUGACAAAAAUCGGCUUGCGAUCUUCUCUGGACCACAUUUCCCAGAGGGCCUUAUGGCCUGUCGCUUUUUUCGCAGGAACUUGAAGGUUUUCGUCACGCCUGGCGGGAUUGUUAGAGCAGUGAGGAAACCUCUCUGAGGUCUGGUCAGAUUCUAGCGCUGGACAGCAGUAAGUCACUCAGAAGAGGAGAAAAGAAUGCCUGAUGAACUUCUACAAGCAUUAUCGAAGGGAUCAAUGAUGUUCAAGGAUGUGUCUAUAGACUUCUCGCAGGAGGAAUGGGAAUGUCUGGACUCUGGUCAGAUGAGUUUAUACAAAGAAGUGAUGCUGGAGAAUUUCAGCAACCUGGUUUCAGUGGGACUUUCCAAUUCUAAGCCAGCUGUGAUCUCUUUAUUGGAACAAGAAAAAGAGCCAUGGAUGGUUGAAAGAGAGCUAACCAGAAGCCUGUGUUCAGAUCUGGAAUCAAUGUGUGAGACCAAGAUAUUAUCCCUAAAGAAGAGACAUUUCAGUCAAGUAAUACUUAGCCAUGAAGACAUGCCCACUUUUAUUCAGCCCACCUUUCUCACUCCACAUCAAAAAACUAUUAAUGAAGAGAAACCCUGUGAGUGUAAGAUAUGUGGAAAGACCUUUAAUCAAAACUCACAAUUUAUUCAACAUCAAAGAAUUCAUUCUGGUGAGAAACCUUAUGAAUGUAAGGAGUGUGGGAAGUCCUUCAGUCGUGGCUCACUUGUUACUCGGCAUCAGAGGAUUCACACUGGUGAAAAACCCUAUGAAUGUAAGGAAUGCGGCAAGGCUUUUAGUUGUAGUUCGUAUUUUUCUCAGCACCAGAGGAUUCAUACUGGUGAGAAACCCUAUGAAUGUAAAGAAUGUGGAAAAGCCUUUAAUUAUUGCUCAAACCUUAAUGAUCAUCAGAGAAUUCACACCGGUGAAAAACCCUAUGAAUGUAAAGUAUGUGGAAAGUCCUUUACUAAAAGUUCACAGCUGUUUCCACAUCUGAGAAUUCAUACCGGUGAGAAACCUUAUGAAUGUAAGGAAUGUGGAAAAGCCUUUACUCAACACUCAAGGCUUAUUCAACAUCAGAGAAUGCAUACUGGUGAGAAACCUUAUGAAUGUAAGGAAUGUGGGAAGGCCUUUAGUAGUGCCUCAACCCUUACUAACCAUCACAGAAUUCAUGCUGGUGAGAAACGCUAUGAGUGUAAAGAAUGUGGAAAGGCCUUCAUUCAGAGCUCAGAACUUAUUCAACAUCAGAGAAUCCACACAGAUGAAAAACCAUAUGAAUGUAAUGAAUGUGGGAAGGCCUUUAAUAAAGGCUCAAACCUUACUAGGCACCAGAGAAUUCACACUGGUGAGAAACCCUUUGAGUGUAAAGAAUGUGGGAAGGCAUUUGGUAGUCGCUCAGACCUUAUUCGCCAUGAGGGAAUUCACACUGUUUGAAUGAAAAGAAAGGUCCUUUAUAACAUUUUUUUUUUUGAGACAUAGUCUCACUUUGUUGUCCUCUGUAGAGUGCUGUGGCAUCACAACUCACAGCAACCUCCAAUUCUUGGGCUUAAGUGAUUCUCUUGCCUCAGCCUCCCCAGUAGCUGGGACUACAGGCCCCACCACAAGGCCUGGCUAUUGUUGCAGUUGUCACUGCUGUUUUAGCGGGUCCAGAUUUGAAUCCACCACCCUCGGUAUACGGGGCCAGUGCCCUACCCACUGAGCCACAGGCGCCCCCUAUAACAUUUUUAAAAUAGGUAAUUAAGGGGCGGCACCUUAAUUACUCGGGAGGCUGAGGCAAGAGAAUCGUGUAAGCCCAAGAGUUAGAGGUUGCUGU